AUGUUCGCAUGCAUCGUAUUUACAUGGGAUUAUCAUUCAUCCAUCUCCUUCUGGAGUGGCCUUCGGGUUCAGCCCAUUCUAUCCGAUGAAGUGCAGACGUUCAAAGCCCUCAUCACUGUUCACAAAGUGUUGCAAGAGGGGCACCCAGUAACUCUGAAAGAAGCUCAUGGACAGACAGCGUGGCUUGAGACCUGUGCUCGAACAGUUGGCACGGAUGGACAGCGAGGAUAUGGACCCUUGAUCAAGACCUAUGUCCAGUUCAUCUUGGCGAAGCUCAGAUUCCAUCGUAUUCGACCUGAAUUCAAUGGCUUGUUUGAAUACGAAGAAUAUGUUACCUUGAAGGGAAUCGAUGAUCCGAAUGAAGGAUACGAGACUAUUUCGGACUUGAUGGGACUACAAGAUCAAAUUGAAUCGUUCCAAAAAAUGGUCUUUUCACAUUUUCGACAUUCGACGAACAACGAAUGCCGAAUCUCCUCUUUGGUUCCCCUCGUCAAGGAAAGUUGGGGUAUCUACAGAUUCAUAACAAGUAUGAUGAGGGCCAUGUAUCGUCGGACGAAUGACGUCGAUGCGCUUGAGCCUUUGCGGGAGCGAUAUUCCUCUCAGCAUUAUAACCUUCGCAAAUUCUACUACGAGUGCUCUAAUCUCAAGUAUCUGACUGGUCUCAUCAAUGUCCCAAAACUAGGACAUGAACCGCCAAAUUUGUUGGAUUCUGGGGACGCACCGGACUUGCCUGCUCGCCCGAAGACGGCAGGGACACCACCGCCGUCUGCAGCGUCACCAAGUGCCGCAGAAAUUGACGAGCAAGCUCGCAUGUUGAAGCAGUAUGAAGAUCAGCAAAACGCUCUAAAAGCUCAGCGAGAAGCGGAGGAACGGCGCCGACUUGAGCAAGAACAACAGCAACAGAAAGAAUUUGAGCAGAGACAGCUGGCACAAGCUGAGGCGCAAAGGCUUGCGCAGGAACAAUUACUACAGCAGCAGCAACAACAUAUGUACAACACUCAAGCUGCGCAGCAGGCAAGCGAGCUUGAACGGGACCUACUUGCCAUGCGAGGCCAAUAUGAACGCGACCAAAUAUUCCUGGAGCAGUACGACCGCCGCGUCAAGGCCUUGGAGGCUGAGCUAGCUGGUAUUCAACUGAGCGCAAACUCCCAAAUGCUUUCCAAGGACGAAUUGAUCAAACAACUUCAAGAUCAAGUGACCCUCUGGCGUAACAAAUAUGAAGCCCUUGCGAAACUUUACAGCCAACUUCGUACCGAGCAUCUUGACAUGCUCUCCAAGUUCAAGCAGAUGCAACUGAAGGCGAACUCUGCACAAGAAGCUGUCGACCGUAUGGAACGAAUGGAAAGGGAUCUAAAAGCAAAGAAUUUAGAAUUGGCUGAUAUGUUGCGUGAGCGAGAUCGAGCUCGGUUCGAUAUCGACCGGCAGAAAUCCUCUCACAAGGAAGAAAUCGAUCGCCUUAAACGAGAGCUGUCAUUCUCCAACGAACGCGCUGAGGAUUCUGCCCGUUCUAAAAAUACGGAGGUCUCCUCAGUCAUGUCUAAGUACAAUAGGCAACUGUCAGAAUUAGAGGACUCGCUUCGAGCAAAGCAAUUCCAAAUCGACGACUUGCUUUCUAAACUGAACAAUGCGGCGGGUGAUAUGGAACGCCUGCGGGAGGAGAAAGACCAAGAGAUUUUGAUUUUGCAAGAAGGUAUGGAUAGCACAAUCCAGCAACUUUCAGAAGCAGAACAAAAUCGGGGAAUUGUGGACGAAACAACAAACGCACAAAUUGAUACUCUGAUAUUGGACAAUCGGAAGAAACUCAAUCAAAUCAUCGACUCGAUUCUGCAAGCGUGCAUUCAGAAAGUGGACGAUGCUGUCUACGAGCUGGAAUCGCCUACCCAAGCAGGAAAUUUAAACUCAACACCUGAAUAUACGUUGUCCAUGAUCGAGAAAGCCGUCAGUAACGCCACCGAAUUUGCGACGAUAUACAACCUUUAUCUCGGAGGCGAAGUCGGUGGUGAUCACGUUGAAGUCAUCAAAUCGGCCAACGAAUUUGCUCAAUCCCUUUCUGAGGUUUUGAUAAAUACGAAAGGCAUCACACGUUUGGCGAGCGACGAUGAUGCCUCAGACAAGAUCAUCAACGUCGCGAAAUCCGCUGGAGACUUUGGCCUACGGUUCUUUGAAAACCUUCAGUCCUAUAAACUUGAUCUUUUACAACCAACUCAACGCAAAGAGGUUGCGAUGAGAAAUAAUAGCCAAUCGCGUGCAGCACUUGCCAAGCUCUCUGAGGUGGUUGACGGGCUUAUACCCAAGGGAGCGAAGGCCGGGACGCUUGCCCGCGCGAACGGAGACAUUGGAGACAUUGUCGAGCAAGAGAUGUCGAGUGCUGCUCGGGCGAUUGAAAUGGCCACCGAGAGACUUCAGCAACUCAUGUCACGCCCAAAGGACUCGUCGCGUUUCAGUGCCGUCGAUCUGCAAGUCCAUGACUCCAUUCUCGCUGCAGCGAUGGCCAUCACCAACGCUAUUUCUCGCCUCAUAAAGGCAGCAACGGAUUCCCAACAAGAAAUCGUAUCUCAAGGCAAAGGCUCGAGCACAAUACAGCAAUUCUACAAGCGUAACAAUAGAUGGACAGAGGGUCUUAUUUCAGCUGCGAAAGCAGUUGCCUUUGCAACCAAUCUCCUUAUUGAAAGCGCAGAUGGCGUUCUGCUAGGUACCCAUUCUCUGGAGCAGCUCAUUGUUGCUUCGAAUGAAGUUGCGGCUGCCACUGCACAGCUCGUUGCGGCUUCUCGCGUAAAGGCCAACUUGAUGUCUAAGACUCAAGAGCGUCUGGAAGCAGCCGCCAAAGCGGUCACAGAAGCUUGCAAAGCUUUGGUCAGGCAGGUCAAGGCUGUAUCUGCGAGACAAAGCCAAGAGGAGGACGUCGACUAUAAGAACAUGGCGGUUCUAGAGUUCAAGCGAAGAGAGAUGGAGCAGCAAGUUGAAAUUUUGAAAUUGGAAAAGGACCUGGGUGCUGCACGUCAUCGUCUGGGCGCGAUGAGACGUGCUGGCUACCAUACAGACGAAACGGACUAA
Messenger RNA from Laccaria bicolor S238N-H82, 3054 nucleotides. RefSeq names its product actin-binding protein SLA2/Huntingtin-interacting protein Hip1. Gene Ontology annotation, molecular function: clathrin-cargo adaptor activity; phosphatidylinositol-3,4-bisphosphate binding; phosphatidylinositol-3,5-bisphosphate binding. NCBI's taxonomy places the organism in Eukaryota, Fungi, Basidiomycota, Agaricomycetes, Agaricales, Hydnangiaceae. The record is from RefSeq and is a predicted model, not a curated record. Bases 1 to 3054 code for a protein of 1017 amino acids. The transcript has 11 exons. Gene Ontology annotation, biological process: endocytosis; clathrin coat assembly; actin filament organization. Gene Ontology annotation, cellular component: clathrin-coated vesicle; actin cortical patch.